This is a messenger RNA of Protomyces lactucae-debilis, 1365 nucleotides long. Its product is annotated as malate dehydrogenase. Gene Ontology annotation, cellular component: cytoplasm; mitochondrion. NCBI's taxonomy places the organism in Eukaryota, Fungi, Ascomycota, Taphrinomycetes, Taphrinales, Protomycetaceae. The transcript is spliced from 4 exons. Gene Ontology annotation, molecular function: L-malate dehydrogenase (NAD+) activity. The coding region runs from base 98 to 1114 and encodes 338 amino acids. The record is from RefSeq and is a predicted model, not a curated record. Gene Ontology annotation, biological process: tricarboxylic acid cycle; malate metabolic process.
UUGUAGGCAGAGCGUGAGACAAAGCUCGACCUCGGCCGGAAGACGACGACGACGAAGAGCAGCAGCCGAUGCGGGAACAGACACACACAUCAUAAUCAUGUUCAGGACUUCAGCUGCAAAGACCAGCCUCGCCCGAGCCUUCUCUACCUCGCGUUACAACGCAUCCAAGGUUGCCGUGCUCGGUGCCGGCGGUGGUAUCGGACAGCCUCUCUCUCUCCUGCUCAAGACAAACCCCCUCGUCACGGACUUGACCCUCUACGAUAUCCGUGGUGCACCCGGCGUCGCUGCCGAUGUCGGUCACAUCAACACUUCCUCCAAUGCUACAGGCUACGGUGCCGAGAAUGACGGUCUCAAGAAGACCCUGGCUGGUGCCAAGAUUGUUGUCAUCCCUGCCGGUGUCCCCAGGAAGCCUGGAAUGACCCGUGAUGAUUUGUUCAACACCAAUGCUUCCAUUGUCCGCGAUUUGGCCAAGGCUUGUGCUGAGCACUGCCCAGAUGCACACAUGCUCAUCAUUGCCAACCCCGUUAACUCUACCGUCCCUAUUGUCAAGGAGGUGUACAAGAAGGCCGGUGUGUACGACGCCAAGAAGCUCUUCGGUGUCACCACGCUCGAUGUUGUGCGUGCAUCCAAGUUCAUUGGCGAUAUUGAAGGAACCGCCCCCGAGACUACCGAGGUGCCCGUGCUCGGUGGACACUCUGGUGUCACCAUUGUGCCACUUCUCUCUCAGGCUGGCUGCAACUUGACUGGCGCUGAGCGUGAUGCCGUUGUCAAGCGUAUCCAAUUUGGUGGUGAUGAGGUGGUUAAGGCCAAGGAUGGUUCGGGUUCUGCUACCCUUUCUAUGGCCUUUGCCGGAGCACGAUUCACCAACUCACUCUUGCGUGCUGCUCAGGGUGAGUCCGGUGUUGUUGAGUGCACAUUUGUUGAAUCGCCAUUGUUCGCUUCCCAAGGGUGUGACUUCUUCUCCUCCAAGGUCGAGCUUGGCCCAGAGGGUGUCAAGAAGAUUCACGAUGUUGGCAAGAUCAACGAGUACGAGCAAGGCCUGCUCGAUGCAUGUGUCAGGGACCUCGCUGGUAACAUCAAGAAGGGUGUGCAGUUUGUUGCUCAAUCCGCAUAGAUCCACAGCCUCUAGUGUUGUCCUCAUAAAAAGUUCAUCUCCGACUCACUUGUCUGCUGCUGCAUCAUUAUUCUGCUAAGCUCGUGCAAGGUCCGUAGGGUUCUGAUGAUCUAAUGCUUCGUGUUACAUCGAGAAGAGCGAUUGCUUGAUGCAUACAUAGACAGUGCUAGUGGAGACCUUGCUGUACAGGCCGCUACUAAGAGAUGCAUAUGGUGAAUCGUGAGGGCCGUCUAUGAGCAGCCUGGGCAUAG